Molecule: messenger RNA, 2539 nt
Organism: Acanthochromis polyacanthus (spiny chromis)
Lineage: Eukaryota; Metazoa; Chordata; Actinopteri; Pomacentridae
Gene: capn12
Product: calpain 12
Exons: 22
Coding region: 1-2142 (713 amino acids)
Biological process (GO): negative regulation of apoptotic process; proteolysis
Cellular component (GO): cytoplasm
Molecular function (GO): calcium-dependent cysteine-type endopeptidase activity
Source: RefSeq, a predicted model, not a curated record
AUGGCGACCAACAAGGAGGCUCCUCUGGGCUCCAUCGAGAACCCGAUCAAGUUCCAGGACCAGGACUUCAACGCUCUGCUGCAGGAGUGUCUCCAGGCAGGACUUCUGUUCUUUGAUCCGACCUUCGUGGCUGAGCAGAAGUCCAUCGGUCUGCCUGAAGAUCCGGAUCCCAAGAAGGCGAUCGAAUGGAAGAGACCCAAGGAAAUCAGUGAGAAGGCUGUGUUUGUGGAGGGAACCACUGGGACCACUGAUAUCUGUCAGGGCCAACUAGGUAACUGUUGGCUGCUUGCGCCUCUGUCCUGUCUGACCAUGCACCCUAAACUCUUUGUGAAGGUGGUGCCGCCCAACCAGAGUCUGGCUGAGCCAUAUGCAGGGAUCUUCCAUUUUAGGUUCUGGCAGUAUGGUGAGUGGGUGGAGGUGGUUGUGGAUGACAGGCUGCCAGUACGCGAAGGCCGUCUGCUCUUCAGCUACUCUCACACUCGCAAUGAGUUUUGGAGCGCCCUGGUGGAGAAGGCCUAUGCCAAGUUGGUUGGAUCCUACGGGAGCCUGAAGGGGGGAAACAUCUCAGAGGGGAUGGAGGAUUUCACCGGAGGCAUCGCGUACUCGCUGAGCGUCUCAUCUCGGACCCCUCGGGUCAUGUGGAGGUGUCUGACGGCUGCUCUGUCCAGAGGAAGCCUGCUCAGCUGUUUCAUCGAGGCCAGCAGCUACCGUGAUGUUGGUAAAGUGACAGGAGACGGGCUGAUAAAGGGCCACGCUUACGCCAUCACUGACACCGACAAGGUGAAGAAAGCAUCAGAGGAGAUUUUGCUGCUGAGGCUGAGGAACCCCUGGGGUUUUGUUGAAUAUAAGGGACCCUGGAGUGACAAGGGUAAAGAGUGGGGGGAGGUGGACCAAUCAGAGAAGGAGAGGAUCGAGCUGAAAAAAAAAGAAGAUGGAGAGUUCUGGAUCAGCGCUGAUGACUUCAGCAGUAUCUUUGACAUCGUGGAGCUCUGCAGUGUGAAUCCUGAAACUCACGAGGAGGGAAACACACUUGCUGCAUCUACCUGGAGCAUCAGCGAACACGAGGGAUCUUGGGUAUCAGGCAGCUCCGCUGGUGGAAGCCGCAGAUACAGAAAAUCGUUCUGGACAAAUCCCCAGUUCGAGUUGGUUCUCAAAGAGGUGGACCAGGACAAGGAAGAGGAUGAAGAUGAUGAUGAUGAUGAGGAUGACGAUGAGGAUGAGGAGUUGACCCCAGAGGAGAAGAAGCGAGCAGAGAAACAGAAGAAGAAAGCCAAGCAGUGCACCGUGCUGGUGGAGGUUCUGCAGAAAAACCGCAGGCAGAGGGAUAAGAUCCACUUCCUCUACAUUGGUUUCCACGUCUACAAGGUUCCUCCUGAGCUGGAGGGUGUUUGUCUGGACCGCAGCUUCUUUGUAAAAAAUCGCCCCGUGGGUAGAUCUGGGAAAUACAAGGCUCAGAGAGGUAUCUGGAGGAAGCUGCAUCUGGACCCUGGUAACUACAUCAUCGUGGCGUCCUCCUAUCGACCCAACCAACGCGGAGAGUUCUUUGUCCGCAUUUUCUCCAAGACUGGAAACACCCUGGGGAGUUCUGACUUCACUUGCUCUUCUGGUUUCCUUCCAGUCAUGGCUGCUCCCAUCACCCCAGAGGAUCACAUGAGAGUUCAGAAGACCUUUGAUGAGGAGGCUGGUCCAGAUGACCGGUUGGAUGUCAAACAGAUCAUGAAGCUGCUCAACUCAGUUCUCGUCAAAGAUUACCAUCUGCCACUGGAGACGUGCAGACAGCUCAUCUUUGCAGAGGAUACCAAAGGGCGCUCCACUGUCGGUCGUGAACAAGCUGAAUCCCUGCUGUUGGCCCUGCGCAACCUGCAGGUACAGCAGCUCAGAUUUGAUGAGGAUUCUUCUGGAACCAUGAGCACCUUUGAACUCAGCACAGCGCUGCAAGCUGUUGGAAUGCAGUGCGAUUACAAGGUAGUUCAGCUGCUGUCCGAGAGAUUUGCCUCCGGAGAGUCUCACAUGCCCUUCCACAGCUUUGUCUCCUGUGUCGCCCGGCUGCGCAAGCUUUUUGCUCUGUAUGAAUCAGAGACCAGUCAAGAGGUGAAAGACAGAGGGAUCAAUGCUUGGCUGCUUCAGUUUGUGACGGUGUGAAGACGCUUCAUGAAGAACGUCUCGGCACGAACUCAAAUGAUUCACAAAAUAUAGACAACAUGGUUUAACUGUAUUAGUUUAAAACUGCUCUUCCUUCCUGUGCUAUUGUUUUAGUCUAAUCUCAUACCACUGUUUUUCUUCUAUCAUCUGCUAUAAAAUGUGCUAUAUAUGCUAUAAAAUAUGCUAUAAAAUACUAUUAUAUCACUUCACAUUGUAACAGAAUCGAUUUCAUUUUUACAGAUAUGAGUGUAGCGGUGUCUUUAUUGCUUUUGUCUUUUCAAAGCAUUACUCUGUUAAUGGGAAACCUAAAUGUAACCCCCCUUUUUAAUUCAGUUAUGCUCUCAAGUUGCUCUUUGACGAUGCUGCAAUGAUUAAAAAACGAGUUUGAGGUGAGAAA